Aedes aegypti (yellow fever mosquito) is the source of this 1664-nucleotide messenger RNA. RefSeq names its product partner of bursicon (gene Pburs). Gene Ontology annotation, molecular function: G protein-coupled receptor binding; neuropeptide hormone activity. Bases 982 to 1431 code for a protein of 149 amino acids. Gene Ontology annotation, biological process: G protein-coupled receptor signaling pathway. The transcript has 2 exons. The record is from RefSeq and is a predicted model, not a curated record. Gene Ontology annotation, cellular component: bursicon neuropeptide hormone complex; extracellular region. Lineage: Eukaryota; Metazoa; Arthropoda; Insecta; Diptera; Culicidae.
GUUAUUGAUUCAACUUUAGAAGACGUUUUGACCGGAGGACCGGCUUGGAGGAUGUCCCAUGAAAAUGGAUGAAUUACUGGCGAAGUUAAGAUUUUCUUGAAAAAAUUCUCAAAGAAAUUUUGAAGAAAUUCAGAUGGUUUAAUUUUUAGAGAAAUUCCAUUUCUAUGGUUCUGAUUGGUUAAAUCCAGGUUGAAUUCUUGAAAUAUCCUCAACAAAAUUCUUGGAUAAUUUUCCCCUCAAAUAGAGUAACUUUCAAUUCCCAGUCCAGGUUUAAAUCCCUUUUUGCUUCAUUGUGCAUUAAAUAUUCGCCAGCGUGUGCCCUACCCAUGAUUUCGAACGUGGACGCGCCUCUGAGAUGAACAAUAGGUAGUCUUUCAAAGGAACGCUUUUCAUCGAACAAAAUCGAUCAGAACAUCAAUUCCACUAAUUACCCUUGAACUUACCUUCCCUCUUAAUACUCGAGCUUCAAAGUGCCUCAUGACCUUCGAUACUCAUUGCAUUCCGGACAGCAAAUUCGGCCACAGUCUGGCCGACGCCAUCUUUUUCCUCAGCUUUCUCAUGUCUACGCACCACAUCACCCUGAACUUUCCCAUUACCUACCCAACAAACUCUAACUACGCAAAUCCAUUUCGCACAAGUCAUUGACUGCACUGUUAAAACAAAUUCCGAGAGCACAAAUCAAGCAUGGGAAUAGAACCAUCUCACACAAACUCCAACGUAACAUGAAAUGCAUGUUUUUCCAACAACCCCAUCACAGCGGGGGCGCUUGUCGAUUAUCGUUGGUGAAAAAUUUCAACCUUGUCCCCUACCGACCGCCGUCCAUCAAGGAGACCAUCUAGGCACCCUGCCGGGCUGGACCGGGGAAAAUUAUUUAUUAAUCUCCACACUGGGCCAAAUCCCUGCAGAUCACCGUCAAGUGUUGAAGUGCAAGCAGUGUGAUUGUGCCUCCAGUUUCCGGAAUUCAGUGAAAUUAGGAUUAGGAUGUACAGGUUAGAAACAGGACAAAUCUUCGCAGCGCUUUGCUGCAUGUCACUGCUUCCGCAGCUUUUGUACCGAUCCGUGUCGGUUGAGGCCCAGCAUCAACCUGGAGACGAAACCUGUGAAACCCUUCCGUCGGAAAUCCAUCUGAUAAAAGAGGAGUACGAUGAGCUGGGUCGCCUCUACAGGACCUGCAACGGAGAUGUAACGGUGAACAAGUGCGAAGGCAAGUGCAACAGCCAGGUGCAACCGUCGGUCAUUACCGCCACCGGGUUCCUCAAAGAGUGCUACUGCUGUCGGGAGUCGUUCCUGCGGGAGCGCCAACUGCAGCUGACCCAUUGUUACGAUCCGGAUGGUGUCCGAAUGACGGAUCACGACUCGGCCACGAUGGAGAUUCGCCUGAAGGAACCCAUCGAUUGCAAGUGCUACAAGUGUGGCGAUCUGGUUCGCUAAGAAGGUGAUCGAAUUGUGAAAAGUGUUUGCAAUAACCCCUCUCUCUUUCUCUCGCACCGGCGUGUAUUAGAAGAUAAGAUGGCCCUUUUUCAGUUCGUGAUUGUCGUCAGUGCCCGGAAUCGUUAUCGAAAUGGUUUUAUUGCUCUCAAUAAUAGUGUAAGCGCCCCUCGAAACAUGAAAUGUCGUUCAAAUCAGUUCUGAUACUAUGGAUAAUAAAAACUAAUGCUGCGAAA